AUGUAUUGUGUAUAUGUACGUAUAUGUAUACGAUAUAUUUAUAUAUAUGGGUCGUGGAAAAGGGGCAGGAAGGCAUUCCAUUCUCUUCCAAAGGCCUAUUUAAAUAGAAUAGAUUCUGUGGUGCAUUUGCAUGGUACACGUCGUUACAUAACAUAUUCGGAUUUGGGUAAUUUCAUGGUCACAAUGAUGACAAUAAUUCAUUUUAGUUGCAAUAAUCUUUUUGGCCAUAUUGUCCAGCACUUCGAUCGUCCACUUUUAACAAUGACGAUGGAGUCGGAUGGUCGUAUUAAGGCCUAUAAAUUUGUCGCUUAUUCUGCUGUAUCAUUUUCAAUUGUAGCUGUAUUGUCCGUAGUGAUUUCUCUACCGAUGGUUUACAAUUAUGUUGCACAUGUGAGGAAACAAAUGCAUCAGGAAAUUAACUUCUGCAAGUAUUCUGAAACUGCAAUUUCUUUCCUGCUAUCAUUCAAACAAACGGAUAUUAAAAUAAUGAUUAUUUUUGCAUUUUUCGAAUCUAGUUAUUCAGUACGGCUAGCGAAAUUUCGAGGUAGCUUUGGGUCAGCAAAUGAAAUUUAUACCGAAGUGAACUACAUGAAGAAUGCACAAGUUAACUCCAGACCUAACAACAGAACAGCUCGAGAAUCGGGUUAUUCUGAGGUGAAUCCGACAGCAAAUGUAUUGCAAUGUAAUGGCUGUUGUAUUCCAGGACCACCAGGUCCUCGGGGUGCGCCAGGUAAGCCAGGAAAACCGGGUAAACCUGGGAUUCCUGGAAGUCCUGGAUUACCUGGAAAACCACCAACGACUCCUUGUGAACCCACCACUCCACCGCCAUGCAAACCAUGUCCCCAAGGACCACCUGGACCACCAGGACCACCCGGAGCACCAGGAGACCCCGGAGACGCUGGAGCACCUGGACGACCAGGUAUUGAUGCAAGUCCAGGCAGUCCCGGACCUAGAGGCCCACCAGGACCACCAGGUGAACAAGGACCACAAGGACCACCCGGAGAACCUGGUGUACCGGCGCAGAGCGAACCUGUAACACCGGGAGAGCCUGGUGAACCCGGUGACCCAGGGCCACCAGGACCUCCUGGUCCACCGGGGGCACCUGGCGCAGAUGGUCCACCUGGUCCAGCUGGACCAAAAGGACCUCCAGGACCAGACGGACCACCUGGUGUGGAUGGGCAACCAGGACCUCCUGGACCAUCUGGACCUCCAGGAACACCUGGUGAAAAAGGCAUUUGUCCUAAAUACUGCGCAAUUGACGGAGGUGUCUUCUUUGAAGAUGGCACCAGACGAUAA
Molecule: messenger RNA, 1296 nt
Organism: Thelazia callipaeda (thelaziosis nematode)
Lineage: Eukaryota; Metazoa; Nematoda; Chromadorea; Rhabditida; Thelaziidae
Source: the annotation of a GenBank genome assembly